GACGAACGCGGAAGUGCGCGAUGUUUACAACAAAGGCUGAAAAUAAUUGAGUUGUUUUAGCUAUACGGUAGAUUUGUAUUAGUCUUAAAAUGGUGCGUUCGUGCGUCUAUCCAGGAUGCUUCAGAAUAAAUAAAGUCUUAAGAUUACGUGAGCUGACAUCAACGGGAGAUGGAAGAUUAACAUUUCACCAAUUCCCUUGGAAGGAUCCAGAGCGAUUGAAGCUAUGGCUGCUCGCUAUUCGCUGGGAUGUAAACACACCGAUGGAAAAAAUCGAGAGAUCCAGGCUGUGCAGUGAACAUUUCACCUCCGAGGAUUACGAGCCAGAGAAGGGAAAGCCAAGACGACUUCUGAAAUCGUCAGCUGUGCCCAUUCCUGCGCUGUUGUUUCAGCCAAAUGAGGAGACAACAGGGGAUCCUAUUGUUUCAGCUCAGCCAAGUCUGGACAGCCCAGCAACAGGCAAAGAUGAGGAGAUAGAGGUCCUGUGUACAUCAGCAUAUAUAGAGGAUGUCCCACCAUCGACUCCAGUCAAACACAGGGACAUUGAACAAUGUGAGUGUAUUGAGGCAGGACUCCUGUUGACGCUAACAAGUCCAGAAUCAGUUGCCAGUAGGACAUGUCCAUCAACAUCUGGGACAUACAUCGCCCUCCCCCCCAUACGUUCCAAUCAAUCAGAUGAGCCAGCACAGACUAAACCACAAUCGGAAGAAAAUAAUCUAGAUAUCAGCAUGCUUUCCUUAGAUUGUCCUUCAGACAAGAAGGACGUAAGUUUUGUUCCAACAAGCUCAACAUCGACCUCAACUGCAGAGGAAGAGAGAGAAGACGAGAUGUGGAAAGAAAGAAAAUGGAUUGUGAAUGAGUCAAAUGUGAUGGGGUUGUUCAAAAGAUGUCAGGAAUGUGGAGCACUAAUUACAGAAACCAAAAAAAUAACGUCAGGGAGCCUCAUCCAAGUGCAGUGGGAAUGUGAAAGAAGACAUCAGGGGCAGUGGAGUUCUUGCUCAGAUGUUCGGGGAAUGCCUUUAAACAAUCUUCUGGUAUCAGCAAGUGUUCUGUUCACCGGAGCCACAUAUACUGACAUUGCUGAUUGGGCUGCGUUGCUGAACUUACAGGUGCCAAAGAAAACGACUUUCUAUACAGUGCAGUCAUCUUACCUCACUCCUGUUGUUGACGCUGCAUACAGAGAAAAACAGACAGCCAUUUUAGACGAAUUACACAUUCAAAAUGCACUCCAGAAGAGAGUGCAUAUAUCAGGGGAUGGGAGAUCAGACAGCCCUGGAUUUUCUGCCAAGUACAAUACCUACAGUCUGAUGGAUGACACAUCUGAUCAAAUUGUCCACUUUGAGUUGGUGCAAGUAACAGAAGCAUCUAGCUCAGUGGCCAUGGAGCCCAUUGGUUUUAAAAGAGGCCUAAACAAAAUUCUGGACAAAGGCAUCAAAGUAGAUGUGGUGGCCACCGAUAGAUCGCCCUCUAUCAGAAAGCUCAUGCGGGUGGAUUAUCCAUUUAUUCGCCAUGAGUUUGACAUUUGGCAUGUGGUAAAGGGGUUAUUGAAGAAAUUGUUGUCCUUGUCGAGAUACAUGUACAACAGAGAUCUCCAGCCCUGGAUCAAGUGCAUCUGCAACCAUUUAUGGUACUCAUGUGCAACUUGUGGAGGUGACCCCGACGACUUGAUCCGGAAAUGGAAGUCGAUACUUCGUCACAUUUGCGGGGAACAUAUUUGGACUCAGGAUGGGAUACAGCACAGAUGUCUCCAUAGUGACCUUAGUCCUGACCAACAGAGACGAAAGAGGUGGCUCAAAAAAGAGUCUCGUGCCUACCAUACACUGGAGACACUUGUCUUGGACAAAGGUCUCCUGAAGGACCUGUGCCAAAUGUCCCUCUUUAAGCAUACAGGCAAGUUUGAAGCUUUCCACUCUGUGCUACUGAAGUACUGUCAGAAGAACCUGCACUUCCACUACUCAUCCAUGUUAGCUCGCACUCAGCUGGCAAUACUGGACCAUAACGAAAAUGUACAUCGUAAACAGGCCACAACCACUUCUGGCGUCCAUCGGUACAAUGUUGUGUUUCCCAAGUGCUCCAAAGAGUGGGAAGCCAGAAAACAGUUCGAACCCACUACACAAACAUUUAGAGAUGAUCUGGUUCGGAAAGUUCUGGAAUGCCGUAAUGACCCAAACAUUAUUUAUAAGGACCAGUCAUCUCAUGACACAAUUCCCAGUCUACCUGCAGAUAUUGCACAAAAACCAGAACCCGACAAAGAAGAAGCUAUUUCAAAGCACCAGUCCUGGUUUACAAAGUAAAGCUCUUGAACAUUUCUGUUUUUUGCACAUGUGAUCUCGUGUCUUAGUAGGAAUUAUGUAGAACAAAGUAUUAUCUGGUCAUCUCUUAUUGCUAAUGUUUUUUUAUUUUUUGCCUUAACUUAUUAUUAUGCUGCAUUUAUGUUGGUUUUAUUAUGUUAAUAUUUAGGUUUUAAUUCAACGGUGGAACGGUGCCAUGUAAAACGUAUUCAGAAACAUUUCCAGUAACGUUGUCUUGUGAAAAAGCACCACAGUUUAAAAAAUAAAAAACAGUAACAUU
Messenger RNA from Xyrauchen texanus (razorback sucker), 2568 nucleotides. RefSeq lists its product as uncharacterized. NCBI's taxonomy places the organism in Eukaryota, Metazoa, Chordata, Actinopteri, Cypriniformes, Catostomidae. The coding region runs from base 90 to 2291 and encodes 733 amino acids. The record is from RefSeq and is a predicted model, not a curated record. The transcript is spliced from 9 exons.